Messenger RNA from Acanthamoeba castellanii str. Neff, 3693 nucleotides. RefSeq names its product Fbox domain containing protein. The record is from RefSeq and is a predicted model, not a curated record. NCBI's taxonomy places the organism in Eukaryota, Discosea, Longamoebia, Acanthamoebidae. The transcript has 13 exons. Bases 1 to 3693 code for a protein of 1230 amino acids. Gene Ontology annotation, molecular function: protein binding.
AUGGAACUGAGCGAUGAUCUGCGGGGGAGCGGCCCGAUGGACUUAAGGGUGUUCCGCACGAGGACCUACGACAGGAAGGUGUUCACAUCGGAAGAUGAAGACGACGAUUUUGACGAUGACGACAUGUUUAAGGAAGAUGAAGACGACGAUAACAACGAUGAAGGCGAGGCAGGAGAGGAUGCAGAUGACAAGGGGAGCGAGGACGAAGGCAGCUCCGCGGAGGAGGAAGAUGACGACGAUGAGGAUAGCGCGGAUCUACCGUGUCUGAGCCUCAGCUCUGUAUCACUCAUCACGCGGGUGCGCCGAGAGGAGGGCUCCUUCUUCUCCCUCUUGCCGGCCGAGAUCCGCCUCGCCAUCCUCUCUUUCCUCGGCCCAAGCCAACUCGCCAAAAUCAGGCUGGUGUCGCACCAGUGGCGCGAGCUGGCCGAGGACGACCGCCUCUGGCGGCGGCAGCACCAGGAGCGGCUUGGCGGCCCGCUCGUGCUCAAGUACAGCAAGAACCCGAUCCGCAAGCAGGUCGAACGCAACAAAAAGAAAGAGAUGCUCCUUCUGCGCCAGGAGCAGCGCCAGCGGAAGAAGGAGUGGGCCGAGAAGAGGAAGAUGUGGGCGCGUAGGGAGAAGGCCCGGCACAAGGACAAGGACAGGGAACAGGAAAAGGAGCUCCGGAAAGAGAAGAGCAAGGAAGAGGACCGCGAAGAGCGCGAGCUGAUGGUGAAGGGGUUCAUCGUGUCCGUCAUCGACCACGAAAAGAAGCGGCGCGCGAGUGCGGAGCAGAUCGUUCCGCCCAGCACCUCGUCGGACACCGAAGCAGAAGCGGAAGACGCUGCCAACGCGAUGCACAACACCGAGGUCGCCAUCAAGUACGCCAUCCGCGAGGGCGUGCUGAACGAGGACGAGAUCGUGAUCGAGCACACGGUCAAGCGGGUCAAGGACAUGGCGAGGGAGAUCAAGGAUGAGAUCAAGACCCUCGACGAAGACCUCCAGGUGCUGGGCAUCCAGGAGAAGCAGGGCGCCGCGUCCGGCGCUCGAUGGGUGGAGGGCUACUGGGCUUUCGGGCGCUACAUCAAGAAGAUCGCCCACGCCGCCCAGCUGAAAGAGACCAAAAAGCACGACGCGAUGAAGAAGCACGUGGACUCGAAGCCGCCGAUUAUGGUCACGCGGACCGCGGCGUCGCCACCGGUAGCGCUGCCCCCGAUGCCCUACGGCCCGUAUUCGCCGCCGACGCCCACGACCGUGUCCCCGCGCGUUGUUGCGGGCGAGAACAUGCGCAUGCGGCAGUUCAAGGCCCUCGAGGAGAAGGAAAAGAAGAAGGACAGCAAAAAGGAGAAGAAAGAGAAGAAGGAAAAGAAAGAGAAGGAGAAGAAGGAGAAGCGAGCGCGGAGCCUGUCCGACACCCGCAAGGCCCAGGAAAAGAAGUCGUCCGACAAGAUCGUCGACGUCUACGGCAAGCUUAAGCGACAGCGGAGCCGCACGACGGACGACAUCGAGCCGGCCGCCCAGGAGGCGCGGGAGUUGCACCGGGCGGCGGCCCAGCAGGACGACCUCAGGAAGCGAAGCGCGCUCGGCCGGGUCAGCGCCUCGCCCGCCCAGGGCGUCCAUCGGCAGCGGAGCCACACGAUCGAUUACGAAGACCACCUCGAGCGGCAGAAGAAGGCCGAGGAAGCCGAGAAGAAAGAGAGGAAGGCGCAAGCCAAGCUCGAGAAGGAGAAGGAGAAGGCCAAGCGCAAGGAGACCGACUUCUGGGCUUUCUGGGGCAGCAUCUCCCGCAGCGUCCAGGCGUGGAUCAUGAUGACCGCUGCGAGCUUUGGUCACCGCAAGUUCCUCGAACGACUCUACAUGAAACUCAAGGACGAUAAAACGGUGGGCAAGCUGAUGGUGCCGAUCUUCCAUCAGCUGCUGCACGCGGCGUGCCAGCAGGGGCAGCCCGAGACGGCCGAGUUCCUCCUGCACGUGAGGCUCGACUUCCAGACCGACCGCCGCAUCGCGCACUCUCCCGCGUUCAAGCAUAUGGAGCACCAGAUGCAGGUCGCGCGCUGGGACGCCUUCCGAACAGCGUCAAAGUGGGGUCACACGAAACUCAUCGAGAUUCUCCUCUCGCACGGCUACCAGCCCGACGAACGGGCCGUCAGAGGAGCGAUUGUGGGAGGACAGCUGGAGAUUUUGAAGCUGCUGAUCAGCUACGGUGCCGACAUCAAGCCUCUCCACAUGAAGCGCGCCAUCUACUACCGAAACCGGGACAUCGUGGCCCAUCUUCUCGACCUCUUCCCUCACCUGCCCCAAGCCGAGCCCUACCUGCUCAAGAUCGCCGUGUCUACGCGUGCCAAUUUCAGGCAAACGGAGCGCCUGCGCAACAGAACGAUUCCCAAGUUUGUCGACUUUGGGAUCAUUGAUCUUCUCCUGGCGCAUGGUGCCGACAUCAACGACAACAGCGACGUCCACUACGCGCCCAGCCCCCUGCAUAUCGCUGCCCAGCAAGGAGCGUCACUCACUCUCACACUCUUCGGCGUAUCGACGGCACCAGGCAACCCAAGUCUGUGUGAGUACCUGCUGGAGAAGGGCGCUGACAUGCACGGCAUCUUCUCGUGUCCGCCCUACGCCGUGUCGAAUCCGCUGCUGCACAAGACGCGAGGCCUCGUCCUCACCCUCACGCCAUUCGAGGUGGCGGUGUACAACGGGAGGGAGAGAGCGGUGGAGUACUUCCUCGCCAAGGCCGCCUCGUCGACGCACCCGCUCACGGAGAUCUCCAAGCUCUUCUGCAAGCCCGAGCCCAGGAAGCAGCCCAAGGGCGCCAACAUGUUCCGGGUCGACCUCGCCUACCUGCGGGAAGCGAUGGAUGGAGCAGCAGCCGAGGCUGCCAAGGUGGUGAGCCCACGGGACAAGCCCAAGCUCACCACCAUCCUGCACCAGCCCGAGGAGCUCGACCAGGUGCCCAACAUCAGGAACAUCUUCAAGAUCUUCAGGGCCUACCGAGUCAACUUCAAGGAGAUCGAAAGCCAUGUGGCGGCGUACCUGCCCGCGCUCAGUCCGCUCCACCACGCGGCCAAGAAUGACAAUCUGGCCGGGAUCCUGUCGAUGCUGCUCGAGAUGGGGCUCAACCGCGAGAAGCGGGACAAGAAGGGCCGGACGCCGCUACUCAAGGCCGCCCGGUUCUGUUCGGUGGAGAACAUCCAGGUGCUGGUCAAGCACCAGGCCCUGGUCGACGCCAUCGACUGCGAGGGCAACUCGGCCUUCCACCACCUCGUCAUCGCGCUCCCGUCCAUGCCCACUUUCCUCGCGGCCUCGGCGCCGAUGGGCACCGGCCAGCCGCCGCGCUCGCCCACCAAGAUCCGCGCCGCGCUCGGCCACUCGUUGCCGCUCGGCUCGUCCCCGCCCGCGGCUCCUUCUUCAUCGUCGUCCUCUUCUUCUUCAUCGUCGUCGUCUCCUUCCGGCGGAUCGGCGACCGCCUCGCAGGAUCCGAAUCCGGUGAAGGUCAUGAACGCGAUUCAGUUCUUGCUCGAGAACGGCGCCGACAUCAACAUGAUCAACAACCUCGACGAGACGUGCCUGGACCUGCUGGCGCGCAAGUCGAAGAAGUACUGCCCCGGCAAGAACGAGGUGGUUCUCUUCCUCAAGGCCCACGGCGCCAAGAGCGGCAAGGAGCUCGUGCACUCGGUCAAGAGCAAAAGCAAGCUGCGUGGCCUGCUCGGGCUCUAA